UUAUUACACCGGGAUCACUUUUGAUAUGCAACACAAUCGACACUGUUUUUAAAAACAAUUUGUAAUAUUUCACAUUUUCUUAAAGGUUUUUUUACAACCUCCACUUUUUCCCGUUCUCUGGAGAGGAUCUAAUCUGUAAUUAAAUGAGUGCUUCAAAAGCCAAGAAUAUUUUUCACAAUCUCUACUUCCACCAUGGGACUCGACGGUUUUUACUUGAUAACCGCUUUUCAGAUGACUUUUCGUAUAUCACACCAUCGAUAACAACGAACUUCACGUCUAAUCGUGAAUCAAACUCUAGUACAGAGUACUAUGAUGCAAUUGAAUUUCAAGAAGAGCAUAGCCCAAUAAACAAAUUUGGAAAAAGACGGAGUACAUCGUUACCGAACAUAAAUUUACAAGGAAGAAACACUGGAAGUUUCACCUAGAAUCGAUACGAAACCCAUAAGACCAGUUGCCGUUUUAAAGCAAUUAUAUACGUAUUCUGCAAUUAAAUCAAAUAUAAAGCGGUCAGCGUCAUUAGUAAAUAAAACAAGAAGAAAACUAAAGCCAUUUAUAACCAUAACACCUGCGACGCCAUUGUAAAUGUUAAAUUAAAAAGUGAGGAAAUAAUUUCUUUGCACGAAGUACCAAGCAGUUCCUUUACAUUAUGAGACAAAGGCGUCACAGACAUAACUAAUUUUCAUUUCUUCUAUCAUGAUACGUUAAACAUUGGCAAUAUAUACUUUGACGCUGGAAAGCGUUAUCGUCAAAUUAAACUGACGAACGAACGAAUUCGCCAAUAAGAGAGGACAUAAUAAGCUACUUACGUAAAUGGGAACCGUGAAUUUUAACAUGAAGGUGAAUUCCGUUUACGCGCUAGAAUGGCGCACGCGCAUUCUAUAUUGCGUAUAGGAAAUACGUAAGUACAUAGAGAGAGAGAGAGAGAGAGAGAGAAUGGGGAGGAAAAUCGAGAAGAGUAGCUGGAACGUCGAUGAACGAACCACCCCCGCGUGGUGGUCUCUUUUGGCGCGUGGGUGCUUCCAAGGUCAUCGCAAGAGCGAAACUGCUACGACGCCUUCGUCGCGACGCCCGCGCAUAAAGCGUGGGUAGAGACUAUAUACGCGUGUACUUAUGUAUAGCUAGUGCUACACGCCGUUUCAAUUCAUCGAACUGGUCCAUUCACGAAAAGUUUCAACUAUCCUAUCCUCGAAAAUUCACGACACAACGAACGUUACAGCAGCCUUGGCCGAUCGAAACUUCCAAAUUUCCCUCAUAAUAAAUUUUGAGAUAUAUCGGACCUCGGUGCGAAAAAAAGCUCCCAACUUUCCUUCUGGAAAGUUGGCUACAUCGUGGUUUAGUACAGUGUCUGUUGAUGGAAAGUUUGACGCUUCGAGAAAAAUUCGUUCCACCGAAUUUCGUCAUGGUAGUCAUUGGUGCAAAGUUUUGGGCAAAGAAAGAAAAGGUUACUCUAUAACGUAGAAUUUUACAUGAAAACUUUCGUUUCAAAGUUUCAAUCUUAUCGGUCGAUAAGCUGUUUACAAAUGUAGCUAUCUGAUUGAAAAAAAUGUAUUUUUUUAUAUUUUUAAUAUUAUUAGAAUAUUUCAUAUACUUUGAACAUUUGUACUUUCCUGCAGAUUUCAAAAUUAUUAAAUAUUCUGCUAAUCACAUUCAUAAUUCGUACACGUUAUUAUUAAAAUGUCAGUUUGCUACAUCGUGCUUCUGACAUCAGGCAUUGUUUGUUCAUAUCAAAAUACAUAAACAGUUUAUAGAAAUUUUUUUUUUUUUGUUAUUUAUUAAAAUAACAAUCAAUUCUCGCGUUGAGAAUCAGUUUAUAGAAAUGGCUACAUUAAACAGGCAUAAUGUUAUUAUGUUAUUAUAUGCUUAUUCAGCGUUAGUGAAAGAUAAUUUAUUCGUAACAGUACUGUGACAUGAUAAUAUCCUUUAAAUUAAUAUACUUCGAUACAGACUUAUUCAAUUUGAGACAGUUACAAUUUAUUUAAUUACAUAAACUAAUGUGGUAGAGCGAAACGUACAGUAUAUUUUGAAAGAUAUUAGUCUGUCUAGAUACUUUGUAUCUUUUUAUUGUAUGAAGGAAUUAACUGUUUGCGUUAGACGUGAUCUUGCCAAAAACAAUGACUUUAUACUUUCCUGCUAAAUCCGCCCACAUGUGCACCCACAACUAUGUAAGCACUUAGGUACGCCCACGGAUCCUGUAUCCUACAACUCACUAAAAAGUUUUGAUCAAUCUGUCAUUUUAAAACAUAAGAAAUAUUUCGAUUGUCCAUAGUAAAUGUAAUUCAAAGUAAUCGUAAAUUACUUUGUAUAACUACUUUGAUAGAUUGUAUAACAAUUUAAUGAUAUAAAAAGAUGGCAUUAAAUGCUUAAUACUUAAAUGUGAAUUACGAUAAGAUCAUAAAUCAUAUACUGUCAACACGUACAUUCCUAUAAAAUCAUAGUUUCUCUAUCACCCAAAAUUAAACUUCAGAUAUUACAGAAAAAAAGAUGAUACUAAUUCAACCUUUCCUAUAUGUUUCGACAAUUAAGUAUGCUUUAUAAACAAAUAUUUCAUUCGGAAAAUUCUUUGCGUUAAGUCUCAAGAUAUUCUCCGUUGAACAACGAUGUUUCCAGCAAAUGAUAUUUCGUUUGCAGGAUAUCUGUACUUGCUGAAUCCUGAUCGCUCCGAUACGACCCAGAUCCUAUAAAUGAUACAUCCUGUACUGGUCAUAUCAAAGGAGAAAAGAGGGGAGUGUGUGAUAAAGCUCGACGAAGGGAGGAGACAGGAUGUUCUCGAUCGUUAAAGCGCCACAGCGCCGCGCCACGUGAUCCUCACGCCCAAGGUACUCAUUCAUAAACCUGAGGUUGCGCUAAUUCUUCAUACGUCAAUGUUACUACUAAUGGCGACCUUUUAAAAAGCGAAUCACAUGCAAUUCGGGAAUUGAUCGUGCCAACAACUCUCCAUAGAAAUAUUUUUCCAUUCAUAUCGUUCAUGUCUUACGUCCAGUUUUAUUUGCAUAUUAAUAGGCGCGUGGACUCAAAAGAGAACAUAUCAAUCACCUGAUAUGUUUAUAAGCUCGACUAUUAUUCUGGUUCGGUAAAUUAGCAAUUGACGUGAAAACUGAAGAGAAAUAUUCAGAUUUAUAUCUCCCACCUUAUUCUCUUUCCUUAUCUCUUUAUAUCUUUCACAUAAAUACUUAUAACACUUCCAUGAUUGAAAUCAAUAUUCAUUUACUCGUUCGAUUUGAAUGUUCAACAGGCUUCUCGUAUAACAUAAUUUUAAUUUUAGAUUAUCCUACGGUUAUCAAUAACUGGUACGAUAUUCUCAUAAAGAGUAUAAGAUACUGAAAAAUCAAUUUCAUAAAAUAAACUUCUAUCAGGAAGAAGAAAUUUAAUGAAAUACAUCAAAGAACUGUAAUUGUAAAUGUCUGACACAUUGUUUAUCUAUUUAACCCACCCCCAAGAGAGACCAAAAAUUAUGCAUAUUACAAAUAGCUCUAGCAAGCAUGAUUUCCAACAGAGAUCAUCGAUUGCCUUGUGCAAAUAAAAUGUCCACAUGGACCUAAAGGCACCAACUUCAGGAUCAUAAUUUAUCAUCGGUUUGCGUCCUUUGACGAGAACAAUCGUUGUAUAAAAAUCGUGAACAAUCGGAUAUGACACCUGUUUCUCCACAGAAUGGAGAACCUGAUUUGUCUGAUCAAACCUACCUUGGUUGAAGGUCGCCGUUGGAGGGAUAUAAAUAAAAGUAGAGUGGAUGUAUGAUUGUGAUUGUGUAGCUGGACUCCCCUCGCAUUGAGCGGUGGGCUCCAUUCAUGAUUUCCCCGCGCACGCGUCCUAUCGUCCCUUGAUAUGGAAAACUCUUCCGCCGAGUAUAUAGGUGCUGGAUUACGUAGCUGCAUGUACACGUACGCUCUGGAGGAGGUGACUACGAUUAAAUCGUCUGCGCCCUGGAAUGCCGCCACAGUGGUGAAGUUAUCACGACGAGACAAUUCCAUAUUGAAUUUCCCGAAGUGUUUUAAUUACACACCUACAGCGUCAUGGAUCAAAAACACAAUUCUAGAUUAAAUUACUUCUUUCAUACUCCAAGCCUUCCACACAUCCCAGGACCGGAAGAUCCGAAUGCAGAACUUCUUAGGUUGGCCAAUGCAUACCAGCCGCCACUUAUCAGACCCGAUAAUCCCAGCGCAAGUCCACCAGGCACUAGUGCAUCGUCCCCAAACAGCAUGAACUCCCCACCCGGUUACAGUGCAUCCCCAGAAGAAUGUCAGAUGGAUAAAUUGAUUACCACUUUAGCACAAGUCUGCAGCGGUAGUUUGAGUAUAUCGGGUAUAUCUGGUAUACCGGGUAUACCGGGUAUACCGGGUAUAUCGGGUAUAUCUGGUUCCCGCAGUAAUAGAUUCUUACAAGCUAAUGAUGUAUGCAAGGAUUGUACUGAGAUACCUUGCGGAAAGUGCUCUAGGCGUCAGCGUUUGAAUCUUCCGGACGCAGAGAUCGGGGCCGAAUGUGCUCCGCCGCAAGAUGCACCGGUGGAGACUUGUUGCAUACCUAUUUGCGCUGAGUGUGGAUUCCAACUUCAUCGGGACCACGCUACAAUUGAUUUCAAUAAAGCCAUUGAAGAAACUUGCAUUCAAGCGGGCCAAGUACUGAAAGACGCUAAGCUUGGAGUUUCGGUCCUCACCGAUGAAUUAGAUAAUGUGCAAGUAGCGGCAGAACUGUUAGAUCAAAAAGCAAGACAAGCAGCUGCAGAUUUGACGAUGUGCACGAAAAGAAUAGCUGUCGCUUUGGAGGCAAGAGAAAGAGAACUGUUAGACAGUAUAGAGAAAGCCAGAAUUGAAAAAUAUGCUGCGCUACAGGAAAAAGAGGAUGGGAUCAGAAAUGGAAUAAUGCGACUAACUCGAGCUGCUAACAAACUUAGUCAAAUUAUGGAGAACAAAGCUUAUAUUAACAAUCCAAUGAAUCUAACAGUUACCAAGGAUAUGGCUUCAGCUGAGAUUUUCCAAAUCUAUCAGAACUAUCGAUCCCUUCCAUCUCAUGAUGAAAAUUGGAUCUCUUUCAAUUCUACGGACAUGAAUGUAAUGGGCGCUAUAGCAGGUUUUGGAAGCAUUAUGGUGAAUAAUCCGGGACCUAUAGGCGAUCGACGACCUCUGAGACACCAUGAAAGUCCGCGUCCUAUGGUCUUUGAAUAUAGAUACUGUUUUUUAUCAGUUUCACCAAUUGGAGGAAGAGCAGUUGCUUUAAGUGAUUCGCCCGUCGUAGUAAAUCGAGGCCAUGAUGUGCCAACGAGAGCCUCAACAAUAAUUGGAAACAACGGCGAUGUUGAUGACAAUCUGUGCCGACCAUGGGGCGUAGCAUGUGAUGGAGAAGGACAUAUAGUCGUUGCAGAUAGGUCAAACAAUCGUAUUCAAAUAUAUAAACAAGAUGGUUCCUUUUUAAGAAGAUUUGGUUCAUAUGGUACCGGACCAGGACACUUUGAUCGCCCGGCUGGCGUAGCCGUCGAUGCACGUCGCCGUGUAAUUGUAGCUGAUAAAGAUAAUCAUCGUAUACAGAUUUUGACGAUGGAUGGCCAAUUUCUUCUAUUUUUCGGCGAAAAAGGCAGCCGCUGUGGUCAAUUCAAUUAUCCAUGGGAUGUGGCUGUGAACAGCGAAUGCCAGAUAGCCGUGUCCGAUACUAGAAAUCAUCGCGUCCAGUUAUUCAGUCCUGAGGGCACUUUCCUACGAAAAUACGGCUUCGAAGCCUCGCCGAAUAUGUGGAAGCAUUUUGAUUCACCGCGUGGCGUUGCUUUCAAUCCCCAAGGCAAGGUCAUUACCACUGAUUUCAAUAAUCACAGACUAGUGGUUAUCGAUGCUGAUUUCGUAAACGCCAACAUUUUCGAGUGCAAGGUCGCUGGUGGCAACAAACAGUUUCUGAGACCACAAGGUCUGGCAAUCGACGAUGAAGGAAACAUUAUCGUAGCUGACUCUAGAAACCAUCGAAUACAGAUAUUCGACAGGUCUGGUAUGUUGAUAAGACGAUACGGCAGCUACGGUAAGGGCGAUGAAGAAAUGGACAGACCAUCGGGAAUAUCUUUAUGUCUCGACGGUAGAAUCGCCGUCGUAGAUUUUGGUAACAAUCGUCUCCUUCUUAUUUAAACGAUCAAUCCGGUUGUAGGAAUAAGAGAGGGUGUGGCGGGAAGAAGGCGACAGUAAGAAUAAGAUUUUAUAUAUGGGGGCUAAAGAAAAAAGAAAAAAAAAUUACGCGACGAUUGCGAACACAACAACUGUUCGAUAUUUUAGAAGCAAGCGUGUAACGCUUUAGUCAGACAAAUUAUUAGAGACAUAUUUUCUUACUAAUUAUAUAUUUUAUGAAAAUCCGUAUAGAUUCUUUUCGAAACUUCGGAUUGUCUAUGUGCCAAAUACACAAGUACAAAAAAAAAGAAA
Bombus huntii is the source of this 6389-nucleotide messenger RNA. It is a transcript of the gene wech, whose product is annotated as E3 ubiquitin-protein ligase TRIM71. The record is from RefSeq and is a predicted model, not a curated record. The transcript has 13 exons. Lineage: Eukaryota; Metazoa; Arthropoda; Insecta; Hymenoptera; Apidae. Gene Ontology annotation, biological process: protein polyubiquitination; proteasome-mediated ubiquitin-dependent protein catabolic process. Bases 4011 to 6101 code for a protein of 696 amino acids. Gene Ontology annotation, molecular function: zinc ion binding; protein binding; ubiquitin protein ligase activity.